CAGUAGCGUUUCAGUUCGGUUUCGUCGCUCUGUUCGGUCGGUUGUGCUCUGAGUUUACUCUCCAGCUUAGCUGCUGAAGUGGUGCAACGUUUCAAGUUUUUUUUUGUGUUUUUGUUCCUGCUGUUGGUGCUUGUGCUAUUCCCGAAGUGCUUGUUUUAGCUCUGGUAGAGCGAGCAGAGCUGCUCCCGUGGCAAGUUUUCUUGUUCUUUGCAAUCACACACACCGGGGGCGGAGGCUCCGUUGCGUUGAGCGUUUUCAAAAUUUUGUUGUACAAAUUUUGCUGAUCAAAUAGAGUGACGAAGAUAAAUCAGAAAUACUACAGUGAUAGUGAAAAUUCUAGUGUCGAAAAUUUGCCAGUGAAAACGAACACAGAAUCACGUUAUUUAGGUCGAAAUCAGUGAAAAAUUGUUUCCAGCUGCUGGCGAAACUUUCAUAGUAGUUGCUGUUGCUGCUGGUACCGGUUCAGGCCCAGGGGAGAUAUUGCAGAGAGUACCACUCCAGUUAUCCAAAUAGAGGGGAAGACUUCCUCCGCUCGAUUGCGAAAGGUCAUUAUAAAAUCUAUCCAACUGGAUUUCAGCAGAACAUAUUAUUUGACACGAAUACUGCGCACAGUCAUUGCGAUCGCGGUCUGAACCAGGACGGCCAGGUUGUGGCUCGGGCGUGGGAAUCCUACGUGGGCAGUGGACGCAGCAAUCUUCACCAUUGUGCAUCAAUUGGCUGUGUCGUCACAGUGCGCUAGGCCAGUGCCACCGCGAUGUGGGACUCCCAGCUAGUAUGGGCUCGGGACUCCCAUGUGGGCUACAUCCAGGGCCGGAUAACGGAGAUCGGCGCCCACGAGUACGAAGUGCAGCCCCUGGAUGGCAAACAGCCAAAGCGGAACUGCAUCCUGGAUGAUAUCUUCCCGUCGUGCGAAGCGGUCUCCGAUCACGAUGAUAACUGUGAAUUAAUGUUCCUUAAUGAGGCAACUCUACUAGAUAACAUCCAAAACCGAUACUAUAAGGACAAAAUUUAUACAUACGUAGCCAACAUCCUCAUAGCAGUCAAUCCGUACAAAGAGAUCCGGGAUCUGUACUCUAAGAACACAAUCAAAAAGUACAAUGGCAGAUCGCUUGGUGAACUGCCGCCGCAUGUGUACGCCAUCGCUGACAAAGCGAUCCGUGACAUGCGCGUACUCAAGGUGUCCCAAUCGAUAAUCGUUUCCGGCGAAUCGGGCGCGGGGAAAACCGAGAGCACUAAGUACUUGCUGAAGUAUCUGUGCGAUUCAGCAUCGGCGGCGGGCCCUAUCGAGCAGAAGAUUUUGGACGCCAAUCCAAUUCUGGAAGCGUUUGGAAAUGCGAAGACCACCAGGAACAAUAACAGUUCCCGUUUCGGGAAGUUCAUCGAGGUGCACUACGAUAGCAAAUGUCAGGUAGUGGGCGGCUAUAUUUCGCACUACCUGUUGGAGAAGAGUAGGAUCUGCACGCAGAGUCAGGAGGAGAGAAAUUACCACGUGUUUUAUUUGCUGUGUGCGGGUGCGCCGCAGCAGCUUCGGGACAAGCUGAUGAUUGGCAAACCGGACGACUAUAGGUAUUUGUCCGGAUGUACGCAGUAUUUUUCAUCGACAACCACGGAUAGGAAAAUUCCGAAUUCGCAAAAAUCGAGGGAUCACAUGUCGAAGGGAUCAUUGAAGGAUCCGAUAUUGGACGACUUUAACGAUUUCCACGAGUUGGAUCAAGCCUUGACGCGGUUGGGGUUGUCCGAGAGCCAAAAGUUCGAGAUCUAUGGACUAGUUGCUGCGGUGCUACAUCUGGGGAACAUCAAUUUUGAGGACAACCCUGAAGAUGCCAAGGGAGGCUGCCGAGUUUCGCAGAGUUCGGAGAAGGCUUUAGCUAUCACAGCGAAUUUGAUCGGGUUGGAUUCGUUUGAAUUGAGACAAGCCCUGGUUUCUAGGGUGAUGCAGAGUAAAGGCGGUGGUAUCAAGGGUACGGUUAUUAUGGUACCGCUGAAGAUCUACGAAGCCAACAACGCUAGAGAUGCCCUGGCAAAGGCUUUGUAUUCUAGGCUGUUCGAUCAUAUUGUGUCGUUGAUCAAUCAGAAUAUUCCAUUCCAAGCGUCCAGUUAUUAUAUUGGCGUAUUGGAUAUUGCUGGUUUCGAGUAUUUUACGGUGAACUCGUUUGAACAAUUCUGUAUCAACUACUGCAAUGAAAAGCUUCAGAAAUUUUUCAAUGACAAUAUCCUGGCUGCUGAACAGGAGCUCUACAAACGGGAAGGUCUCAACGUACCGGAGAUCAAGUUCACAGAUAAUCAGGACAUAAUUGAAUUGAUCGAAUCCAAGGCUAGCGGUAUAUUCAACAUUCUUGACGAGGAGUCUAAACUGCCGAAACCUUCUUUCGCUCAUUUUACGGCGGAAGUACACAGCGCAUGGUCGGGACAUUUUCGGUUAUCGUUGCCUCGUGCUUCCCGAUUGAAGGCCCACCGUGUGCUACGGGAUGACGAAGGAUUUUUGGUGCGACACUUUGCCGGUGCCGUUUGCUACAAUACCCAUCAAUUUAUCGAGAAGAACAAUGACGCACUGCAUGCUUCGCUAGAAGGCCUUGUGCAGGAGUCGGAAAAUCAUCUCCUAAAGCGGCUUUUUAGCAACGGUAAAGCUCCUUCCACUAAGGGCAAACUGGCUUUCAUUUCUGUUGGAUCGAAGUUCAAAACUCAACUGGGUGAACUGAUGGACAAACUGGAGAAAAACGGCACAAAUUUCAUUCGCUGUAUCAAACCAAACAGCCGCAUGGUGGAUCACGAGUUCGAGGGCAGCCUCGCGUUGGCGCAGCUCAAGUGUUCCGGCACGACUUCGGUGCUAGAGCUGAUGGAGUACGGCUAUCCGUCGCGUGUGCCGUUCAACGAGCUGUACAACAUGUACAAAUCAUUUCUUCCACCGGAACUGGCCAGGCUUAAUCCACGUACCUUCUGCGAAGCGAUGCUGCACUCGCUCAAACUGAACAACAAUGAUUUCAAAUUCGGCAUUACAAAGGUGUUUUUCCGGCCGGGAAAAUUCGUCGAGUUUGACCGGAUUAUGAAGUCGGAUCCGGAGAACUUGCGGGCGAUCAUCGCGAAUGUGAAGAAGUGGCUCGUGCGGUCCCGAUGGAUAAAAUCAGUAUUCUGUGCAAUAUGUGUAAUCAAAUUGAAAAACCGCAUUAUUUAUCGGAACAAAUGUGUACUGUUGGCGCAGAAAACGAUCCGCGGCUACCUGGCUCGCAAGCAGCACCAACCACGCAUCAAAGGUAUCAUCAAAAUCAACGCAAUCAAGUCAAACCUCAACAAGAUGCAGGAAAUUGCGAAUCAGCUGAAAUCGGAACGGGACAACAUGCUGAAGCAGGUAAACGACGUACAACGGACGAUCGAAUCUUCCGUAGCCAGGAUCAAGAACGAUCCGAAGAUCUCCGCCGUCCAAAUCGACGGUCUAUAUGCGGAAAUCAUGAACAAGCUGGACAACCAGAUGAAAACGAUACACAUAAAGCUGCAGGAACAGCGAAACGCCGAAGAACAGGAACGACUGCGUAAGAUUCAAGCUGCUUUGGAAGCGGAACGAAAAGCCAAAGAGGAGGAAGAGCGAAGGCUGCGAGAGGAAGAGGAAACCCGGAAAAAGAAAGCCGAAAUGGAAACUAGGCGUAAAGAGGAAGAAGCGCGCCGUCUCAGACAGGAAGAGGAAGAUCGUAAAGCAGCGCUCGCUCUGCAGGCUCAAUUAGAGAAGGAAGCCCAAGAGGAUAUCCAGUACAGGCAGCAGUUAGAACAAGAGCGACGCGACCACGAGCUGGCUCUUCGACUGGCUCAGGAAUCCAAUGGACAAGUCGAGGACAGUCCGCCCUUGUUGAGAAACGGUACGCCAGAAGUUACGCCUUUGGGUAAUCCCAACAGAUUGAUCAGAUCUGAAGCGAUUCGCGCCCAGCAGCAGUUGAUCGAGAAGCAAAAGCACGACCUAUCCAAGUGGAAGUAUUCGGAGCUGCGCGAUGCGAUCAACACCAGCUGUGACAUCGAGCUGUUGGAGGCGUGUCGCCAUGAGUUCCACCGCCGCCUGAAGGUGUACCACGCAUGGAAGGCUAAGAACCGCAAGCGUACCACCAUGGACGAGAACGAACGGGCCCCACGCAGCGUCAUGGAAGCCGCCGCACGAGCUCCGCCAAGACUAUCCCAGAAGCAGGAGAUUACGAACGGAUCGGUGCAUCGCUACUUCCGCAUUCCGUUCGUCCGGCCGAGCAACAACCAGGAGGACAACAACAAACGGGGCUGGUGGUAUGCCCACUUCGAUGGGCAGUAUGUGGCUCGCCAGAUGGAGCUGCACGCCGACAAGCCACCGAUCCUGCUGGUGGCCGGUGUCGACGAUAUGCAAAUGUGCGAACUCAGCCUGGAGGAGACCGGACUGACACGGAAACGUGGUGCCGAAAUCCUGGAACACGAGUUCAACCGCGAAUGGGAACGGAACGGUGGUAAGCCUUUCAAAAAAGCAGGUAAAUAAGUAUUUGUGUAUUUGGAAGUUAUGUUUUUUUCAAGAGGUCUAUUUUAAAUUAGUAAAUUGAACCAUAAAAAGUUUUCUGGAAAUUUCACGUAACCGAACGAUCAUGAGAAAAUCCAAAUGCUUUCGAGUGUCUUGUGUUUUGGUGCCUUUUGGAAUAAAAAAUGAAAAAUAUAGAAGUUGAAUAUUUGUUACAUUCCGUGUGUUUUAACAGUUCCAAUACUUGUGUGAGAGUUUUCUCUUUAUUUCAUGCAAUAUUAUCGUCUUACGUUUUACAUAUAAAAUAAUAUAUACAAAUAGUCAGCUUUUUAAUAGU
Armigeres subalbatus is the source of this 4796-nucleotide messenger RNA. RefSeq names its product myosin heavy chain 95F (gene jar). The record is from RefSeq and is a predicted model, not a curated record. The coding region runs from base 755 to 4483 and encodes 1242 amino acids. Lineage: Eukaryota; Metazoa; Arthropoda; Insecta; Diptera; Culicidae. Gene Ontology annotation, molecular function: microfilament motor activity; ATP binding; actin filament binding. The transcript is spliced from 16 exons. Gene Ontology annotation, biological process: vesicle transport along actin filament; actin filament organization; endocytosis. Gene Ontology annotation, cellular component: actin cytoskeleton; endocytic vesicle; cytoplasm.